Meloidogyne enterolobii is the source of this 919-nucleotide messenger RNA. NCBI's taxonomy places the organism in Eukaryota, Metazoa, Nematoda, Chromadorea, Rhabditida, Meloidogynidae. The record is from the annotation of a GenBank genome assembly.
UUUGCGGAUCUUUAAAUUUGUCCGCAAAUUUUCCUCCAAUUUUUGGGUCACAUUAAAGAAAAAAAUUUUUUCCAACAAAAUUUUACCCACCCAUUAUUUUUCCCUUUUUUUCACACUUUUCAACACAUUUUUUAAAGAAAUGCCUAGUUACAAAUAUCCUUCCUUGUGUGAUUGUGCCAAGAUUAAUGGGGGGAGAACUAUAGGAAAAAUGUGAUGACAAUGUGCCUUUCUCUCCUGACAGUCACAUAAAAAAUUUUUUUUCUAGACAACCACUACCCCAUUAUUUCCCCCAAAAAACACACAUUUCUGUCUCCCAUUUAUUUUUCGAUGAUUGUUUUUUUCUGUGAAAGGGGAAGCAAGGGAGUGUCCAUGAGCCAAAGUAAAGCAGUUUAAAAAAGAAUAAUGUGCCACAUACAUAUCUUCUGAUAGGAAAAAUUUUUUUGGGAGCCGUAGGUUUCAAUUAAGGGUUUGUCGGAUCCGGACGGAUAUCCGAAUUCAAAGAAACAGGAUAUUUUCGGUUAAUUAAAAAAAUAUUUUUGCGGACAAUAUUUGCGGACAUAACCAAAUUCCAAAAAAUUUUUUAUGGUUGUCAGCCUUCCAAAAAAAUUUUUUUGUGGAAGACGAGGGAAAAGAUUUCCGGUUCGGAUAUCCCGGGAUUUUUGAGGAUCCGGCCAACUCUAGUUUCAAUAGGUUUAGGUUUUGUCCGCAAAAUUUGUCCGCAAAAAUAUUUUUUGUCCGCAAAUAUUCAUUUUUCAUCUGAAUUUUAAUGAUAACAUUUUGUCCCACUUCUUUUUCCUCAUCUAGCCAAAAACACUUACAUAUCCCAAUAAAACCCCCUCAAAAUUUUACAAAAAAAUAUCUGGCAUUUUUUUCUGUUUUUCUUUGUUUCCGGUUGGAAGGAACAACAAAAAAAAUUUGA